GGCUGCCCUCCUGAUUGGUCCCCGCGCCGAGCUGCUCACGGGUUCAUUGAAGUGUUAAGCACCUCCCCGUCUCUCUAAAGGACAUUAUAAUGCAAGAGACCCCCUUUUUAACCACACACCGAAUUUUCUUUCAUUUAGGGGAUCUAUAUAUAUAUAUAUAUAUAUAUCUCAUAUCUUAUAUCUAUUUUAAAUAACUUAAGGCCGCUAAAAUUUGGGGGGGAACAGCCUUCGCCCUGGAGCGGUGCGCGAUGCUGUCUCACGCCGACCUCCUGGACGCCCGUCUCGGGAUGAAAGAUGCGGCCGAGCUGCUGGGACACCGGGAGGCGGUGAAGUGUCGGCUGGGCGUAGGGGGCUCGGAUCCGGGGGGACACCCGGGAGACAUGGCUCCCAACUCGGACACGGUAGAAGGGACCACCCUGCUGCCGGGGGAGGACAUCACCACGGUGGGAUCCAACCCCAGCUCCUUAGCCGUCAGCGCCAAAGACCCCGACAAGCAGCAAGGCCAGCAGGGUGGCCAGAAUCCCAGCCAGGCUGGUCAGCAACAGGGGCAGCAGAAGCAGAAGCGGCACCGCACCCGCUUCACUCCCGCACAGCUGAACGAGCUGGAGAGAAGCUUCGCAAAGACCCACUACCCGGACAUCUUCAUGAGGGAAGAGCUGGCCUUGCGCAUCGGCCUCACUGAGUCCCGGGUGCAGGUUUGGUUCCAGAACCGGCGGGCCAAGUGGAAGAAGCGCAAGAAGACCACGAACGUCUUCCGCGCCCCGGGCACGCUGCUGCCGACGCCGGGGUUGCCGCAGUUUCCCUCGGCUGCCGCCGCCGCCGCCGCCGCUAUGGGCGACAGCCUCUGCUCCUUCCAUGCCAACGACACCCGCUGGGCCGCCGCCGCCAUGCCGGGCGUGUCGCAGCUGCCGCUGCCGCCGGCGCUGGGCCGGCAGCAGGCCAUGGCGCAGUCCCUCUCCCAGUGCAGCCUGGCGGCGGGGCCGCCGCCCAACUCCAUGGGCCUCUCCAACAGCCUGGCGGGCUCCAACGGGGCCGGGCUGCAGUCGCACCUCUACCAGCCCGCCUUCCCCGGCAUGGUGCCCGCCUCCCUGCCUGGGCCCAGCAACGUGACCGGCUCGCCCCAGCUCUGCAGCUCCCCGGACAGCAGCGACGUGUGGCGGGGAACCAGCAUCGCCUCCCUCCGCCGCAAAGCACUAGAGCACACAGUCUCCAUGAGCUUCACCUAAUGGCCGCCGCCACGUCCCCCGCCGCCGCCGCCGCCUGGCCCUGCACCCUCGUGUCGCCCGCCCGUCCCCGCCCGACCCCCGCCUUCCCCCACCUGACUUACCAGGGAGUCGACUCAGGAUCUGAAACCAGACGCCAAUGGGCUGGUUUGUGGGCCCAGAAACACCCCCAUCCCCCCGUACCAC
Neopsephotus bourkii (Bourke's parrot) is the source of this 1409-nucleotide messenger RNA. It is a transcript of the gene OTP, whose product is annotated as orthopedia homeobox. Gene Ontology annotation, biological process: neuron differentiation; regulation of DNA-templated transcription. Lineage: Eukaryota; Metazoa; Chordata; Aves; Psittaciformes; Psittacidae. Gene Ontology annotation, molecular function: DNA binding; DNA-binding transcription factor activity, RNA polymerase II-specific. Bases 249 to 1226 code for a protein of 325 amino acids. The transcript is spliced from 3 exons. The record is from RefSeq and is a predicted model, not a curated record.